AUGUUGGGUUCUGGAAUUUCACCUGACAAGUACACUUUUCCAAGUGUAAUUAAAGCUUGUGGUGGUGUGAAUAAUGUAAGAUUGGGUAAAGCAAUCUAUGAUACCAUCCAGUUUAUGGGUUUUGGAGUGGAUAUAUUUGUGGGUAGUUCUUUGAUUCAAUUGUAUGUGGGCAAUGGUUGUAUCCAUGAUGCAUGGUGCUUGUUUGUUGAAAUGCCUCACAAAGAUUGUGUUUUAUGGAAUGUCAUGCUUCAUGGUUAUGUUAAGAAUGGAGAAUCGAAGAAUGCUGUUGGAAUGUUCUUGGAAAUGAGAAAUAGUGAAAUUAAGCCCAAUGCAGUGACAUUCGCUUGCAUUUUGUCUGUUUGUGCCUCAGAAGCUAUGAUUGGUUUUGGUACUCAGCUUCAUGAGCACAUUCCACGUUGUUCGGAUGAGAUAGACUACCAAAUGCUAUUACCUGGCAAGCUUCCUUAUCUGGAUGCGAUUCCGGGGGGUGAAAGCAUUCUUGCUUAUGCUUAUGAGGGAACCGCUUUCGCUUUCGAAUCUUUGGAAUCGCUAUCUUUCCUAAAGACUCAGAGCGGGCUUGGAGUCGAAAUUAAGGUUCAUAAAAAGAAUACAGCUUACCCGCGCGGUACUACUGGGGUUCUCCCUUCGUCCACGAGCAACGGGCUCGUUCUCAAUGGGAUGAAUAAUAAUGCAUUGGAAAUUUUUAGAUGGUUACUUAAAGAGAAAAUGCGACCGAAUUCUCUAACCUUGGCAAGUGUUUUACCAGCUUGUGCUGGUUUGGUUGCUCUGAAAUUGGGAAAGGAAUUGCAUGGAAACAUCCUCAAGCAUGGGCUUGAUGGAAGGCUCCAUCUGGGAAGUGCGCUUACAGACAUAAUGUUUGAAAGGGACACCAUUUGUUGGAACUCAAUGAUAACAAGCUAUUCCCAGAAUGGCAAGCCAUUUAGGUCUGAUCUGUUUGCUGAGAGUGCACUGAUAGACGUGUAUGCCAAAUGUGGAAACUUAGUUCUUGCUCGCAGUGUGUUUGACAUGAUGGAAGAGAAGAAUGAAGUUUCCUGGAACAGCAUUAUUUCUGCUUAUGGGAGUCACGGUUGCCUUCAGGACUCUCUUGUCCUGUUUCAUGAAAUGUUGGGUAAUGGGAUCCUGCUUGAUCAUGUCACCUUUCUUGAUUCUGGUGUCUGGGGAACAUUGCUUGGAGCUUGUCGGGUCCAUGGCAAUGUUGAGCUCGCUGAAGAGGCAUCAAGACAUCUUUUUGACUUAGAACCCCAAAAUUCUGGGUAUUUCAUACUACUCUCAAAUAUACAUGCUGAUGCUGGAAAAUGGGGGAGUGUGCUUAAGGUUAGAAGUUUGAUGAAGGAAAGAGGAGUUCAGAAGGUUCCUGGGUACAGUUGGAUCGAGGUUAACAACAACACUCAUAUGUAUGUUGCAGCAGAUGGAAGUCACCCACAGUCUGCUCAGAUAUAUUCAAUGCUCAAGAGUCUUCUUCUUGAACUGCGAAAAGAGGGUUAUAAUCCUCAACCCUAUCUUCCUACACAUCCACAAACAUCGGGGAUGUAA
Prunus armeniaca (apricot) is the source of this 1554-nucleotide messenger RNA. Lineage: Eukaryota; Viridiplantae; Streptophyta; Magnoliopsida; Rosales; Rosaceae. The record is from the annotation of a GenBank genome assembly.